AUGGCCCCAUCUGCUAAAUUGUACAAUUACGAACAGUCUCGUUCUCAAAGCUUGAAACCUUUUGCUAGUGAUCAAUUGACAGAAAUUGAUUCAGAAAAUAAUAGAUCUGAAGAUGCAAAGCAAUUGGUCGGCAAUGCGUUGAUGCAUCGCAUCUCUGAAGUGGAUCAUGAAGUCUGCGAUGCUGGCGACGAAGAUUCCUUUUUUGUGUGUGAUCUAGGUGAAAUCUAUCGUUCGUUUCAAACAUGGAUGAGCGCAUUGUCAAUGGUACGUCCUUAUUAUGCUGUUAAGUGUAAUAAUGAUAGAAAAGUAAUUGAACUUUUGGGCUCCUUGGGAGUAAACUUUGACUGUGCAUCCAGAAAUGAAAUCGAUAUGAUCUUGAAUUUGGGUUUCCUGCCAGAAAGGAUUGUGUAUGCAAAUCCUUGCAAAAACAAUUCUUAUAUUCGCCAUGCAGAUAAGGUUGGUGUCAAUUUAACUACAGUUGACAAUUGUCAAGAGUUGUACAAGUUGAAGAAAUUUCACCCUACUUGUGGAAUCCUUAUUAGAAUUGCUACAGAUGAUGAAACUGCUCAAUGUAGAUUGUCAACUAAAUUUGGUUGCUCCUUGGAUUCAGCAUUGAACGAAAUUUUGCCAUUGGCAUCUGAGUUAGAUCUCAAUGUUAAAGGCGUUGCUUUCCAUAUUGGAUCGGGAGCAAAAGAUUUCAAUUCCAUUUACAAAGCAAUUCAGGAAUCUAGAGCUAUCUUUGACAAAGGGAUCCAGGAUUUGGGCUUUUCAAUGCAAAUACUAGAUAUCGGUGGAGGGUUUGAAGCUGAGACAUUCGAGCAGUCUUCUUUUGUUGUGAAAAUUUCUCUAGAUAAAUUCUUCCCUGAACUGUAUUCUAAGGCACAUCAAAUUGAAUUCAUUGCAGAACCUGGCCGGUUUUUCGUAUCUCGAGCCUUUACUUUAGCCACCCAUGUGAUUGCUCGUAGAGAUAUUUCGCAUUCAUUGAAACAGUCCAGUGAAAUAGAAGCUAUGAUUUACAUCAAUGACGGGGUCUACGGUAAUUUAAACUGUAUUCUCUUUGACCAUCAACAGCCAGAACCUCAUGUCUUGACUCAUAAGGGCAUUUAUCGCUAUGGAGUCUACAGUGAUUCUGAUGUUGAUGAUGAGAAGGGCAAAUUUUUCUCGAUCUGGGGUCCAACCUGCGAUGGUUUGGACUGCGUAUCAAACAGGUCGCUACUUUCAGAAGACAUUCAAGUUGGAGAUUGGGUUUGCUUUCCUAAUUUGGGGGCAUACACUUCCGCAGCUACGACUUCUUUUAAUGGCUUGCAUACAAUGUCAGAUACUGUCUACGUAUGCUCCGAAGCCGUUACUGGCUUUUUUAUUUAA
This is a messenger RNA of Priceomyces carsonii, 1365 nucleotides long. It is a transcript of the gene SPE1, whose product is annotated as ornithine decarboxylase. The record is from RefSeq and is a predicted model, not a curated record. Lineage: Eukaryota; Fungi; Ascomycota; Pichiomycetes; Serinales; Debaryomycetaceae. Gene Ontology annotation, molecular function: ornithine decarboxylase activity. Gene Ontology annotation, cellular component: cytoplasm. The transcript has a single exon. Bases 1 to 1365 code for a protein of 454 amino acids.